Molecule: messenger RNA, 1813 nt
Organism: Euleptes europaea (tarantolino)
Lineage: Eukaryota; Metazoa; Chordata; Lepidosauria; Squamata; Sphaerodactylidae
Gene: PPM1H
Product: protein phosphatase, Mg2+/Mn2+ dependent 1H
Exons: 10
Coding region: 1-1554 (517 amino acids)
Biological process (GO): protein dephosphorylation
Molecular function (GO): protein serine/threonine phosphatase activity
Source: RefSeq, a predicted model, not a curated record
AUGCUCACGCGGGUGAAGUCCGCCGUGGCCAGUUUCAUGGGCGGCAUCAUGGCUGGCGGCUCGGGCGCGGAGCAGGGCGGCGGCGGCGGCGGCGGCGGCUCGGACCUGCCCCUGCGCUUCCCCUACGGCCGGCCCGGGUUCCUGGCGCUCUCGCCCGACGAGGUCGAGUGCUCCGCCGACCACAUCGCCCGGCCCAUCCUCAUCCUCAACAAGGAGACCAAGCGCCUGCCCUGGACCACCGGAUACGCCGAGGUGAUCAAUGCAGGAAAAAGUACACACAACGAAGACCAGGCCAGUUGUGAAGUGGUUUCUGUAAAGAAGAAAACAGGAGUAACAAAUUCUACGCCAAACAAAAAUGUAUCCACCAAGCGGCGGUCAUCGUUGCCAAACGGGGAAGGGUUGCAACUAAAAGAGAAUUCAGAAUCAGACGGCCUCUCUUUCUACUACUGGUCAUUAUUUGAUGGGCACGCAGGAUCUGGAGCAGCUGUCGUAGCAUCGAGGGUCCUUCAGCACCACAUUGCGGAGCAGCUCCAGGAAAUUGUGGACAUCCUGAAAAAUUCUGCCAUUCCUCCCCCAACCUGCUUGGGGGAGGAUCCAGAAAACAUGACUGCUAACAGCCGAACUCUAACCAGAGCCGCCUCCUUGCGUGGGAGUGUUGGAGCUCCAGGCUCGCCUGGCACCCCACCAACUCGUUUCUUUACAGAGAAGAAGAUCUCCCAUGAGUGCCUCAUUAUAGGAGCCAUCGAAACAGCAUUCAGGGAAAUGGAUUUACAGAUAGAGCGAGAAAGGACUGUGUACAAUAUAUCUGGUGGUUGCACGGCCCUUAUUGUGGUGUAUUUACUAGGAAAGCUCUAUGUGGCAAAUGCUGGGGAUAGCAGGGCCAUAAUAAUCCGAAAUGGAGAAAUUAUUCCAAUGUCUUCAGAAUUCACUCCAGAAACAGAACGUCAACGUCUUCAGUAUCUGGCGUACAUGCAGCCCCAUCUGUUGGGAAAUGAGUUUACACACUUUGAGUUUCCAAGGAGGGUUCAGCGUAAGGAAGUUGGGAAAAGAAUGCUUUACAGAGAUUUUAACAUGACUGGCUGGGCAUACAAAACCAUUGAAGAAGAUGACUUGAAAUUUCCCCUUAUAUACGGAGAAGGCAAGAAGGCUCGUGUCAUGGCAACUAUUGGAGUUACGAGAGGACUUGGAGAUCACGACCUGAAGGUGCAUGACUCAAACAUCUACAUCAAGCCUUUUUUGUCUUCAUCUCCAGAGGUGAGAGUGUAUGAUCUUCUCCAGUUUGAGCACGGCCCAGAUGAUGUCCUGAUCUUAGCUACAGAUGGACUCUGGGAUGUACUAUUAAAUGAAGAAGUGGCAGAAGCUGUGACUAACUUCCUACCAAACUGUGACCCUGAUGAUCCCCACAGGUACACGUUAGCAGCUCAGGAUCUGGUAAUGCGAGCCAGGGGAGUGCUGAAAGACAGAGGCUGGAGAAUAUCCAAUGACAGACUGGGCUCAGGAGACGACAUUUCUGUGUACGUCAUCCCUUUAAUACAUGGGAACAAACUGUCAUAAAAGGAGCACCAAUACUUGUUGUGGGCAACGUGUGCUUUUCAGUAAGGACCUUUGGAAAAGGCAGGCUGCUAAGAAAUAACAAUAAUGAUUUUGGAUAUGUUCUAUUCUAAACUUGGCUGGACUGGGGAACAUUUCUACCUUAAUUGUAGGGGCUGGAUUGUAUAUGAUUGAAAGUAUCUUGUUGCAGCUUCCCUAUAUUAAUGUCUUUUGGUGUAUAUCAGGGCCAGAACUUCAAUGCUGCUAGCAUUAUUAGUGAUUC